Molecule: messenger RNA, 516 nt
Organism: Saimiri boliviensis boliviensis (Bolivian squirrel monkey)
Lineage: Eukaryota; Metazoa; Chordata; Mammalia; Primates; Cebidae
Source: RefSeq, a predicted model, not a curated record
CGUUUUCCUCCCUGGCUGUCUAAGGAUAGGCCGCCAUCAUGAAUGACACAGUAACUAUCCUCACUAGAAAGUUCAUGACCAACCGACUACUUCAGAGGAAACCAAUGGUCAUUGAUGUCCUUCACCCUGGGAAGGCAACAGUGCCUAAGACAGAAAUUCGGGAAAAACUAGCCAAAAUAUGCAAGACCACACUGGAUGUCAUCUUUGUAUUUGGAUUCAGAACUCAUUUUCGUGGUGGCAAGACAACUGGCUUUGGCAUGAUUUAUGAUUCCCUGGAUUAUGCAAAGAAAAAUGAACCCAAACAUAGACUUGCAAGACAUGGUCUGUAUAAGAAGAAAAAGACCUCAAGAAAGCAACGAAAGGAACGCAAAAACAGAAUGAAGAAAGUCAGGGGGACUGCAAAGGCCAAUGUUGGUGCUGGCAAAAAGUGCCGAAGGAGUAAAGAUGCUGCAAUGAUGUUAUCUAUGGCCGUUGUGGAUUUUUCACAAGAAGCUUAAUAAACUAAAAAUUUUCGUG